This is a messenger RNA of Patella vulgata (common limpet), 2656 nucleotides long. RefSeq lists its product as uncharacterized. The record is from RefSeq and is a predicted model, not a curated record. NCBI's taxonomy places the organism in Eukaryota, Metazoa, Mollusca, Gastropoda, Patellidae. The transcript is spliced from 7 exons. The coding region runs from base 590 to 2155 and encodes 521 amino acids.
ACUCAUCCCAAUAUAAGACAACUCAUCCCAAGUUAGAAGACAACUCAUCCCAAGUUAGAAGACAACUCAUCCCACUAUAAAAGACAACUCAUCCCAACUUUAAACCAUGGGUUAGAAGACAACUCAUCCCAACAAAUAUAACUUAUAAGUGAUAUUUGUUUCAAUACAAUUGCUAUCUUUGAAGACCACUCAGACCAUAACCAAUCAGAAUUUGUUAUCUUAAUCAAAUUGAUAUUGUUGUUUUAAUCAAAUUGGUGAUUACUCUUUGUUUUAUUCAAAUUGAUAUUGUUGUUGUAAUAAAUUGAUGAUUACUGUUUGUAUUACUGUUUUAGUACUUUGUUGUUUUAACACAUUGGUAGAUGUGUUUGUUUUAUUCUUUCAUCAUGAAGCACUUCAAACAAAAUCAAUUAACAAAACAACGAUUAACUAAACUGAGUUGUAGUAUUUACCCCUAUUACAAACUAAUUAAAUUGGUGAAGCACAUCAAAGACAAAUAUCAUAAUGCUAAUUACAAUGGUUUGAGUAAGUGUCAAAGCUGGGGUAUUGUAUAAAAAUACUGAAAUCAAAUAUUUCUGUAUCAUUUUUCAAAAUGUCUGAUAGCUGUAUAGUUUGUGAGUCAGUAGUUCGCCCAAGACAGGAGGCUGUUCAGUGUGACGGGUGUGAACGAUGGCAGCAUAGGACAUGUAAUACUGAUAUAUCUAGAGCUCAGUACCGCAGGAUGGUUAAAGAAUUGACAAUGGUGGCCUUCAAAUGUAUUGAAUGUUCAGCACCUGAUGAAACCACGAGUUUUACUUCACCGAGGGCGGAGAGUACAAGACUGUCUUUACCUGUUGAUCAGACUACAUUCCAUUUAUCCGUUUGCCCUGAUGUCGAUAUGCCAGAAAAUAUCCAGGAAAAUUCAUUGACGGAUGAGUCCAUAGGCGACGAUUUAUCAACAACAGAAGCAAUAGUGACAUACAAGGUCGUGGAUAAUGGUACCGAACGAGGGAAAAGGAAGCUUGUGUCCAGUGACGGACACACCUUUACCAUGAAAAGGCAGAACAAGGGCAGUACUGAAUGGCGGUGUAGUAUUCGCAACAAAACAACCCUCUGUCCAGUUAUUAUAAAGGAACGAGCCGGGACGUACAACGCCAACACAGAGCACUCCCACGCCGCCAAACCAGGAAUAUUGACAGCAGUCAAGAUCCAGGCUGAGUUGAAAGUAAAGGCACCUAUGACACUCUUCGAGCCAGCACAAAAUAUUGUUGAUAAUAUCCUAGCUGAGCAUGUGGAUAACAGAGAACCAGAGGCAUCCAGACCCAUUUAUUCGAACCUGCUUCGAUAUUGUAAUCGGUUCCGACAAAAAGAGAGACCAGCUGAUCCAACAGAUCUUGAUUUUGAGAUCAAUGAAGAGUUUUUGGCAACAGCUAUUCCGGAGGUGUUUUUACAGAAAGACAUACACACAAAAGAUGGCCGACACCUACUUUUUGCCACAGAGAAGCAAAUUGAACUUCUUGGAAAAGCUAAGACAUGGUAUAUAGAUGGUACUUUUAGAAUAGUAAACAAACCAUUUUACCAGCUAUUGUCAAUCCAUAGUUUUUUAAAAUCUGGUGAAAGUAUCAAGCAAGUUCCCUUGGCGUUUGUACUGAUGUCAGGAAAGUCUAAAAGAGACUACAAGAAGGUAUUCAAGGCCAUCAUGGAUAUGACACCAUCAGCCCCUGCAGUGCAGGCUUUUGUUGCAGAUUUUGAGGCAGGGAUCUGGCAGGCUUUAAGGUCAGUUUUCGACAACCCAAGUAUACAUGACUGUGCGUUCCAUUGGGGUCAGGCGGUUUGGAGAAAGAUCCAAGAAAACGGACUUCAGACUGCUUACAGCCAGAAAGAUGCUGUAUAUAAGUUUUUUAGAAAAGUCAUCGAGGGAUGGCAUAAUCGAAUCAACCAAAAGGCCAGAAAAGGGAAUUUACAGUUUUAUCUACUGAUAUCGUUGUUGUAUAAAGAAGCAGCGCAGCUACCGACACAAAUGAAAAUGGUCUCAGAAGGAAAAUUAAGAAGACACCAGAAAAAACAAUCACGAACUACACAAAGCAAGUUAUUUCAACUUUGGAAUUUAUAUACCAGUCAGGAAAUAAGCACCAACCAGCUACUAAAAAGAUGUGGGGGGAUAUAUGGACCGAACUGAAGGACAGACUUACGUAAUAAAUGACUGACUGAACGACAAACUGACAGACUAAAUUACUAAAUGACUGGCCUAAUAAAAUGUAUUAGUUGAUAAUAUUGUUGAGGUUAUAAUAAAAUGUAUUAUUUAAUAAAUUGUUGAUGUAAUAAAUUCAUACAUAAAUGUAUUAUUUAAUAAAUUGUUGAUGUGAUAAAUUCAUACAUAAAUGUAUAAUUUAAUAAAUUGUCGAUGUAAUAAAUUCAUACAUAAAUGUAUAAUUUAAUAAAUUGUUGAUGUAAUAAAUUCAUAUAUUAGUGAUUAUUUGUGGUAUUUAUUUGUAACUUGGAAUGAGUCGGGUGUUUUAAAAGUUGGGAUGAAUUGUCUUUUGACUUGGGAUGAGUUGUCUUUUGACUUGGGAUGAGUUGUCUUUAAAAGUGGGAUGAGUUGUCUUUUAUUGGGAUGAGUUGUCUGGGAUGAGUUGUCUUUGGGAUGAGUUGUCAGGGAAUCAAAUAUAUCUAGCUAAAC